CCAGAACGCCAUCUACUUCGUACAGCCAUCUCAAUUGCUUGUGUAUAUCAUCUAUCUACAUGCCCACAUCCGCAUUUCGACGGCCAUAUAUCUGCACUCGCUGUCUGCGAGCUAAUCACCCGAGCGUAGCGGCUCGGGCUUCGAUUCGAUUUCGCCGCAUUGCUCCCAUUCAUGUACGACCAUAUGCCGAGUCAGCGCCACAGCGGAAGGAGGACGCUGGUGGACAACGAGCGGCCGACAAUGAGGAGAACAAUAAGAACAAAGGAGAGGAAAACCAGUCAGCGGCCGAAGAGGAAGAUGAAGGAGCGAUGACGCGCCGCCUCCGCGAUAUGAGCGAAGGAGCUUUAGAGUCCGGUGGCCGCAGCGCCCAGAAGACCGUCGCAGAAGCCGGAUUCAGCGAGGACCUCAAGCGCCAGCUAGAGGAGCGCAUAGCCGCCGCAACCUUCCGCGCCGAACACCGCUCUGCCUUCGCAGAAGCAGAGCUCCCCUCGACCGCAAGCCGCCACUCCCGCGACAUCGCGGCAGCAGAGCCCUGGGAAGGGACUGAAUCUAUACAUGACGCGAGCUUACGGAUGCUCCAUGAUGCACAUAAGCCUCUGAGAACGGGGAGAGGCGCGAAGAUACCAGGCCCGAGCGCGCCGAUUCCCCGCUCAAUCGAUACGGGACGGAAGAGCAAGGCGGCUGCGGGGACAAGGCUGGCGAAUGCUCGAGAUAGGAGCGGCAUGUAUUCGAGCCUAAAGCAGUCGGACAUUGACGAGCAAGAGCGUCAGAAGCGCUUCCAAGAGCUGAAGGACCGCUUCUCUCCACACGCUCGUGCCGUUGUCCCAGGGACAAUACAAGGCCUCGCCUCUCUUGCAAAUGAACGCAUCGAGGACGCCAUUGCGCGUGGUCAGUUCAAGAACCUACCGAACCGCGGGAAGAAGGUGGAGCGCGACUACAACGCCUCGAACCCGUUCCUUGAUACUACCGAGUAUUUCCUGAACAAGAUGAUCCAGAAGCAGGAAAUUGUGCCACCGUGGAUUGAGAAGCAGCAGGAGCUCGUAGUGGCGGCGAACAAAUUUAGAAGCAGGUUAAGAGCUGAUUGGAAGAGGCAUGCGGCGCGCAUGAUUGCGAGCAAAGGCGGCACACUACAGGAGCAGAUGAGGCGAGCAGAGGCCUACGCCAAAGCUGAGCUACUCGCGAAUCCUCAGAAGAAGAAAGAAGAGAUUCUCAGCACUGUUGAUAACGACGGGCAUAUAUCUCAAAUCUCGUUAUCCGGGGAGCUCAAAGUCCCGUCUUCCAGCUCGCCAGGUGCACCAGUUGCAGAGGAGAUAGUCGCCGAAAGGACGACCCUCGACUCAGAUGGCAACGCCUCGUCACUAUCGCACCCAGAAGAGCAGUCGACGCAAAGUAUCAAAGUUCCCCUCCACACCACUCCUACCUCUGUUCCGCCAGCCCCCUACCCCUUCCGCGAUCCCCAAUGGGAGACGAUCGAAUCCGCCUACCACAAGGCCGCCAUCAACGACCUCAACUCCAAAACACGCUCCUACAAUCUCCAAGCGCCCGAUCUCGCCAAGAAACCCUACUUCUCCCUGCAGCGCGAGCUCAACGCUUGCUAUGCAGAUGUAGCGCCCCAGCUCGCAGACGUUAUCAAAGACAGAGCGACGAAACCGGUGCGGAAGGUCGAAGGCUUUGGGCAGGCUUUGGCGGGCGGAGGGGGCGUUAUGGACAGGCUAGUCGGCGAGAAGGUGCGAGUAAGGGAUGAGAGGGUAGAGAGGCAGUACGGGUUCAAGCAGUUCUGGAAGGAUCUUUGGAUGCCGAAGACCGGCGUGUAGAUGGAGCGUAAGCACUGCUAGGAAGGAAAGUCUAACUACACCAUAUGACGUGCGCUUCGAGCAUCACAGUCUGGGUUGCAAUAGAACGGGCAGGUCCUUACCUGGAGGUAGGCAGUGCUACACAAUUCAGCGAUAGCUAGGGGGCCCCCUCCCUCACUGCCCAAGGGGAAGAAGGAAGUGACAGCCCCCCAGCCAAACUCCUCUCACUCCACUCCAAUGAGCCAUUCCGAUUCCCCACACACCUACCUCCGGUCCCCAUUAUCGGGUUCGCCCGACGCCGCAGCCCUUCGUUCAAGACAGGCGCGGAAGAAGCCCGGCUGCCCUGCCCGACCAAAUCAAAUCAAAUUAAAUCAGC
Trematosphaeria pertusa is the source of this 2169-nucleotide messenger RNA. RefSeq lists its product as uncharacterized. The transcript has a single exon. Lineage: Eukaryota; Fungi; Ascomycota; Dothideomycetes; Pleosporales; Trematosphaeriaceae. The record is from RefSeq and is a predicted model, not a curated record. The coding region runs from base 309 to 1814 and encodes 501 amino acids.